Trichobilharzia regenti is the source of this 3095-nucleotide messenger RNA. NCBI's taxonomy places the organism in Eukaryota, Metazoa, Platyhelminthes, Trematoda, Strigeidida, Schistosomatidae. The record is from the annotation of a GenBank genome assembly.
CAAUUUGAUUCGGUUUUGAAGGUCAGUGGUCGGUCGCAUGUCUGUCUUAGUAUACUUUAGUUUUUUUUUGUAAGACUUUGGCACAAUUACAGAAAGCCGAAGAGCUUUCUGCAAACACUUUGAAUCAUGAGGGUUGGUUUUUACGAAGUUCGAAAAAUCUUGGGUGGAAAAAAUGGUAAAAACCUGAUGAAUAAUAGGCAAUGCCUGAUCCACAUAAGUUUACAUUGAGAAAAUGAGGGUAUUCUGACUGCAUGAUAGGAUUUUUAUCAUUGUUUGAUCAAGACUACGGUAUUAUUAAGGCUAUUAUUUAACCAUCAUUCAAUCCUUCUUUCCACUUGCCCGAUUAUGGUGGUUAAUUGCUCAUUAUCUAACCGGGACUUGCCUAAAAUCUUCCCAUUAUAACUUUUAUUUGACCACUUUUUGCUCAUUUUCGUACAAAUUAAGUUCUUAGUUGUGUUUUAUUAGAAGUAACAUGAAUACCCAACAGUCACGAAUUUUCCUAGUGCACCUCACAUGACAGAAGAGUAACAAGGUUACAUUUCAAGACACUGAAAGUUACCGAGAAAAUGCAAUUGCACCGACGACUCUUGAAACGCUCAGCCAGCAAGUAACUAAGACCAGUCAAACUAGUUUAGUAUCAUGAAUCAAAUAUGAUUGAAGUGUUAUGAUAUUCACUGGAGUGUAAGUUAGAUCUUAAGUUUGUUUUGGGAAGGAUUGAAGGACAGGUUCGAGUUAGUUUAGCCUAAUAGGGGAGAUAUUGGAUUUGGUCCGAGCUAGACUUAGUUUUGCUUUAGGAUUUAGUUGAUAAAAUACUAGGGCUUCGGUGGAGUAUAGAAGAUAUGGAUGAACACAUAUAGAAUAUAGUAAACUUAUUUAUUGACACCAGUCAAGAGACAUUUUGAUCAUACGUCAGAGAAAGUUAACAUGUUUAAUAGUUUCAUACCAUUCACCCAUCGUUUCCUCAUAAGUAUAUAUAUAUAUAUAUAUAUAUAUAUAUAUAUAUAUAUAUAUACACGUAGAAACCACAGAUUUUAGUGACUGGUGCAUUUAAGGUCACUUCAGCUACCUUAUUUCGGUACCUAAAUUUCAGAUUCACUAUGUAGUAUCAUUGCUUCCUUGUGGCAUAAGCGGUAGUUGAAAAAGGUUAACCACCUACAAAUGUUUACAUCCGUAUGUAUCCCUUAUCGGUGGGAUCUAUCACUUCACUUUCAAAAGAGGUAUACGGUAAUAAUAACGUGUUUCUGACGUCUAGUAGCUUUCUUGAGACCCAUAAUAAUAUCACAGAGAUGCUUUUGCCAUUUCUCUUGUGCCUCCGCGGAGGAACUACCGAAGUUUUGUGAACAAAAUAACAUCCUUUCGCGCACCAGUAAACCUAUGGAAUUUUCCUGUAUGUCACCCUCCCAUUUCUAUUUGUUCUCCUGAAGUGGUUUCUUCACCUCCUAACUGUAUAACCAAUACUGUUGAGUGUAGCAAGCAGGAAGUCUGUUUGGCCGGCGCUACGAACUCCUUAACAAAAAUUUUACCGUCUCCAAAAUCUCUUAUCUGCCUGUGUGAGUUCGAGUAGAGUGCGUUAAUUAGUGUGAUGUAUUUUAUUGGCGCUCGCUUCACAGCCAAAAAUUUACAUAGUGCCUUUCAGUCUCCAGAGUUGAAUACCAGGUCAAGAAAUAUGGUAAUUGUUGGACGCGGAUAAGUAUUCUUAUGUCCCAAAAUCCGUCUAAGUGUAAGAUAUAGUCAUUACACCCUCUUCCAAGCCUAAAACUGGCCUGGCCUACUCGGGUUUGUCUCUCCACGUAAUCUACGCAUGACUGUUGAGCUUAGUACUUUCGAUACCACAUAAAUCAAGCUUAUCCCUCUUUGAUUAUCACAGGAGGGCUUGUCACUCUUCUUGCAUAUUGUGAUAGUUAACGACUAACACCAGCCCAACGGGAUUAUCUCUGACUCGCAGACAUUACCUAAUACCCUAGUUAACCCAGAUAGCAAUUUGUCAUCAGCGUCUUUAAACACCUCAGGAGCCCCUAGCACUCAGUAUUCUUUUGGAAUGUGAGUACAAACCGUAUUCGCAACGUACGUGGCCACUGGAAGGUGACAAAGGCGAAAAAAGUAAAGACUGUAGUCACUCAAAUCUCUGGUGUUAAUGGGUAAGCGUAAAACAUAAGAGUUCCAUUAGCUUGUUUGUGUAUAAUAAAUAGUGAGAACCAACUACAAAAUAUAGUGGCAGUAAGAACAACGGAUUCAUGUUCGUACCAGCAUUGCAUCCCUUUAACUGACCAACUACCUCACAUGCUAAGCGAUGCCUUCUCACUUUGUCUUUCACACUUCCGUUUGGGGAAAUUGUAAUUAUGUUUCUUGUGUUCAGUACAAGAUAUUUUUUAUGCUUUAACGCCCAUCAGUCAUAUUUCAGUAUAUCAUUUCAUGCAUUUUUCCAGAUAGUAAGUAGUUUUUGUUCUCAUUUAUUAGUUUUAGUCGUCAAUAACAUGGGAUACAUGGACCAUUUACCUCCUCUCCCUUCAUCCAUGUUUAUUAUGCAAAAUUCCAAACAUGUGAGUAUCAACAACGAUGGUAUUCAAAGAGUGAUGAACCUGUUAGUGGAAAGAUGUCGUGAUCACCCCCUGACUCCAGAGAAUUGGCUCAAGCAUGAAUUAACACCUAAUGCUGCAGAUGAUCAAGCUAUUGAAUGGAUAUUCGUGACAAGUUUGCUCAACUUCUCAUUUUGGAGUAACACUGACGCUCAAUUUGAGGUUUUAUAUAAAGGUAACGUGUACACGGGUUACUGGGCCCUAUGUGCAGCUGUUAAUCGAGCUAUGGAUGAGGGAAUAGAUAUUCUUAACCCAACCGUUUAUCAAAAUAUAUCGGAUGAACAAUUAAAACAUAUAUUUAGGUCAUGUACCACUGAAUCAAUCCCUUUGUUUCAUGAAAGAUUGGUUGCUUUACAAAAUGCGGGAAAAACUUUGCUGGAGAAUUUCAGUGGUGCAUUCAAGAAUGUUUUGAUCAAGUGUGACAAAUCGGCUUCAAAGUUGUUAACAUUACUGUGUGAUUACUUCCCUAAUUUCCGAGAUUACACAGUUUACAAAGGAAAAAAUGAUUUUGGUCGGUGA